Messenger RNA from Opisthorchis viverrini, 2729 nucleotides. RefSeq lists its product as hypothetical. Gene Ontology annotation, cellular component: membrane. The transcript is spliced from 4 exons. The coding region runs from base 27 to 2729 and encodes 900 amino acids. Lineage: Eukaryota; Metazoa; Platyhelminthes; Trematoda; Opisthorchiida; Opisthorchiidae. The record is from RefSeq and is a predicted model, not a curated record.
CUGUGACCUGUGUGGACAACAACAAAAUGCACAAAGAAAGCCAAAACGAACCAGCUACCCAAGAAAUUCGGAACGAUGAAGUUGGGCAGACAGAAAACCAAUUGUUCUCCGGACACAUGCCAAAGAAUCAUGUCACACUAACAGCCAUCUCUAAUCGAUACAUGACAGAAAAUGAUUGGAUGGAUGAUAUGGUAUAUCGGCCUAAAAUGCGCCGUAAGCGGAUGGAAGAUCCAUUGGAUGUGAAAUAUCCGAAAGGAUCAGACUGGAAUGUGAGCAAUAUUCAACCCAAUGAGCACGCACCUGAGUUACACGAUGAAGAAGUAGCCCAACGUGAACUUAUGGCUCAAAACAAAGCAAUAUAUCGGUUGGAUCGCACGGCAUGCUGGCUUCUCCCCUGCGCUUGGUUGUGCAAACUGUUGAAUAUGAUCUUCUGCACGUACAAAAUUGAAAUUGGUGUUCCGGGAAAGUUGAAGAAAGCGGUUGGUGAUCCGACCAAAAUGCUGCGACAAAACAUCUACGGUCUGAUAAUGGGAAUCCUGACAGGAUUCUUCCUGUUCCUAAUGUUUAUUUUCACAUUCAGUAACAAUCCACGUCUGUCCACCUUACUCAGUGCAUAUGUUAUGCUAAUUUCGGUUUUCGGGAUAGCCUUUUCCGAGGACUUUCGUUGUAUCGCACUGUUAAGUCUACCCUAUCUCGUCGCAAGUCGCUUGCGAUGGCUACUCAUGUUGUUUGCAACCGCAGCGUCCCUUAGUGGUCCAGGACUGAAUUUUCUCCACAAUUCGGGUAACUUUCGAAACUCUAUCGCCUGUAUUCUUGCACAAGUCAGUACGAAUAUGCUACUGAUACAGAAACUAACAGCAGCACCGUUUUCUUUGCUCAAAAACCAGCUGGAGUCGUUGAUUGAGGGACUGAAUGAGACUUUGAACAAAAUGCGUGAUUCAUUGUCGAGAAUAAAUUUUUCUCUGUUGAAAGUGACCAGUGUGAUGCAACAACAAUCCAGUUGGAUCGUCUCGCUGGUCGACGCGUGCGGUGACCCGAUUUCGCUGAAAAAUCAAUGUCUCUCGUUUUUGAACAAUAUCUACUUUAAUUGUCGAUCUUCCAUGGGACCGUUUGCCUUUCUUUGUGGUUUGGUACGUCAGUUCGCGGCCGACACGUGCACCGGAGACAUUGGUGCUACUCAACUGUGUGCCCAACAGAAGGAAGUAUUACAAGACAAGCUAGAAAUCGAUUCCAAAGAAACUCUGAAUCGAAAGCUGGAUAAUAUAUUGACUUUGUUGGGGAAAACAAACCUAUCGUUGCAAGGAAACUUUGAUCAGUACGAGAAACUGACCAUUGAGAGCGAUAACACAGUAUUGUCCAUACUACAGCAACGUAUGGACUCGUUUAUCAGUAUGGUAGAGCAUGGAAAAUAUAUUUUGACCUGGAUUUUGGUGAUAUGGACACUACUGACAAUGCUUCAGUUGGUCGUACAAGCGGCCAUCUUUCGAAAAAGCUGGAUUUACCGAGAUACCUUUGAUAACUACUAUAUAACGCCGGCUUUUGUGCAACAAGAAAAACGAGCCAUGAUCCAAGGACUAGUCCCAACCAUCCCGCUCGUGAGGGGCGAGACCAAACGUUACAAGAAAUUCAGUAGCUUCACUUGGACCGUUUCGGAAAAGAAGAAAGCUUUCAAAUCGUUCAUCCUCUUGUUCAUGUGGAUGGGUGUGAUGCUGAUCGUCACAUUCGCCGACUACGCCAUGUAUCAGAUUCUGAUCACCAUCACACCCGUGUUCUCCACUGAUUUUUCAACUAACGGAGCACGAGCUGCCAUGGGGCAAGACUAUGAGAUAAACGAGAGGCUGGAGUCCACACCAAGGGUUCACGGUGAAUCGUCCUAUGCAAAUAUUGUGCGCGCAUUGUUGGGCAUGUUGAAUCCGAUCCAAGAUGUGGCCAUGAAUGUGGACGCGACGGCAUGCAAACCGACCGCGUCGCCGCCGAACAAAGCUCUAAACGGAUUGGUUUACGGACUUCUCGGGCUUACUAUAUUGUCCAUAUUUUUCGAGGUCUACAUCCUUCGAUUGCGUCACAUGAUCAUGCUUUGGUACUAUCCUGAGCGUGGCGUCCAACGGGCUGCUUGGCUACGCACACACAUCCGCAACAACCGCGGACUCUUUCACCGCCUUAUUCACAAGUUCCGUGCUGUGGAGGUGAAGCCGGGGCGUCAAAAUCCAAAGGUGACCAGAUUCGGAAAGUUUCUGAUCAGGCAUCCGAAAAUUCGCGCUUUUCUUGAACUGCUUGGAAUCAAACGAAUAAUGUGCGCUUUCUGUGGUGAGGAGGGGAAUCCCGCGAAAAAGGCAGUGUUCGAGGACAACUUCAUCCGGUGUGUGGAGUGUGGUGCGUAUUUUUGUCGAAUCUGUGAGGUGGAUUUGGACAGCAUCUGCAUGGUUUGUCGCACACCACUAUUCGCCCUGUCAGUGGAAGUCGAUUUUGAGCAGUUCUCGUCAGACGAGGAAUUCGAAGCCAUUUGUGCACGCUACCUGCGCCGUGCGGAACAGACUACCGUGAAAGCUCAGAAGAGCCCUGCUAACGCCAAAAGGCGCGACUCGUACGUGAUUGGUCAGCAGAUCAGGCCGCUUGCCUGUCCAGCAUCAAGGCGAGCUCUGAUUGGUCGACCCAACAGCCAAUCUGCUCCAGGGUCCGCCGGAUACCGGCCACCCAUGCCACAACGCGUUCGAAUUUCCGAACCAUGA